Molecule: messenger RNA, 1673 nt
Organism: Durio zibethinus
Lineage: Eukaryota; Viridiplantae; Streptophyta; Magnoliopsida; Malvales; Malvaceae
Source: RefSeq, a predicted model, not a curated record
UCCAACUUGGUUUGAUCACUCUUGAGUGAGUCCAAAAAUUUGCUUAAAAACGUUCAUAACGCCCACGAAUUUCCAUUUCUUCACUCCUCAGCCAUUCAUUAUAGCCUUAAUUUUUCCUCUCCCAACCAUGUCUGAAUCUGACCAAAACGCAAACUCAAAAACCCCCGAGCCCAAGGUUAGACCAGUUGGUGGCACCGAGUAUAGCUGGUGCAGAGCCGUGCCGAGUGGGACUGGCAUCACAGUCUUGUCCCUCCUCAUCUCUAAUUCCCCAGAUAUCCCACUUUUCGAAGCAGCAAUUUCCAGGCUCCAAGUUUCCCAUCCCAUCCUUCGUUCCAGGCUCCACUUUGACGCUUCCGGGAACACUUUUUCUUUCGUUACAUAUCGUAAUCUUCGUGUUAAAAUCCAAUCGUUUGAUCUCCAAUCAACUUCCCACAUUCUCCAAAGCCUCUCAGGCAAUUCCAACAUCGAUUCACACCAGUCUUUACUCGAACAUGAACUCAAUAGAAACUCAUGGAGCCGCAGUACCGAUAAUGACCAAGCUGAGCAGGAUGUUUUUUUCGUCAGCCUUUACUCUCUCAGCGAGACAAGGUGGGUGGUGGUGUUCCGGCUGCACACGUCAGCUUGUGACCGUGCCGCUGCGGUGGCUCUGUUGAGGGAAUUAUUGGAGUUAAUGGGUGGUGGAAGAGCCAACAUAGAGGAGAUAGGGAAGGGAAAUGAAGAGAUAGAAGUCGAAUUGAGUUUGGGAAUUGAAGAUUUGAUUCCUAGUGGUAAAGCUAACAAGCCUUUUUGGGCUCGUGGGGUUGACAUGCUUGGGUAUUCGUUGAACUCUUUCAGGCUGUCGAAUCUGAACUUUGUUGAUGCUAAUUCGGCUAGACGUUCUCAGCUUGUGAGAUUGCAGAUGGACCCAGAGGAGACUGACAGGCUUGUUACUGGUUGCAAAUCAAGAGGCAUUAAACUGUGUGGAGCCCUGGCAGCUGCUGGUUUGAUUGCAGCUCGGUCCACUAAAGCCUUUCCUGAUCAGCAGAGCGAAAAAUAUGCUGUUGUAACCCUCAUGGACUGUCGAUCCAUUCUUGACCCUGUUCUCAGUAGCAAUCAUCUUGGAUUUUACCAUUCUGCUAUUUUAAAUACGCAUGACGUGACUGCCAGUGAAGAUAUAUGGGAGUUAGCGGAUAGAUGCUACACAUCUUUUUCCAACGCCAAGAACAACAAGAAGCAUUUCACGGAUAUGAAUGACCUGAACUUCCUCAUGUGUAAGGCCAUUGAAAACCCUGGAUUGACUGCGUCAUCAUCCUUGAGAACUGCCUUCAUUUCGGUUUUUGAAGACCCUGUGAUCGAUGAAUCCAACAAACUGCACGAAGAAAUUGGCAUGGUGGAUUACGUGGGGUGCUCUUCGGUUCACGGUGUCGGUCCUACUCUUGCCAUAUUUGACACCAUACGCGAUGGAUGUUUGGAUUGUGCUUGUGUGUAUCCGGCGCCACUGCACUCAAGAGAACAAAUGCUGGAACUGAUUGAUUCUAUGAAAAGAAUUCUCGCAGAUAGUAGUGUCAAUAACGAGGAAAAUGAUAGCUAGAUCUUUUAUUCAGUGAACAUCGUGCUCAUGAACAAUUUAUUUACUAAUUUGCUCUCAUAAAUGAGAAAUGAAUGAGAUUUCGAAUUUCUAUAUUUCAGCAAAC